Fusarium mangiferae is the source of this 1413-nucleotide messenger RNA. RefSeq lists its product as uncharacterized. Gene Ontology annotation, cellular component: cytosol. Lineage: Eukaryota; Fungi; Ascomycota; Sordariomycetes; Hypocreales; Nectriaceae. The transcript has a single exon. The record is from RefSeq and is a predicted model, not a curated record. Gene Ontology annotation, molecular function: GTPase activator activity. Bases 1 to 1413 code for a protein of 470 amino acids. Gene Ontology annotation, biological process: positive regulation of TORC1 signaling; positive regulation of GTPase activity.
AUGCGCAAGAAUCAAUCACUAAUGCCGUCUUUCCAGCUAUGUCUUGCUCACUACUGCGACCUCCAUGGCCCGACCCCUUUGAUGGUCACUGAGGGUCUACCGGCCUCAUGUACUGUCUGCUUUGAAGAUGGUGAAGAUCCUGCCGAUAAUAGACCACGAUCCAGCGCGCACGCAUCGUCGACUGCUCUCAACGACGCAUUAAAGAACCUCGACCUAUCUCGGAGCGCUUCAAUGCCAGCCUCCGAACAAGAGGCUCAGGCGCAACGUGCAGCGCUAUUGCGAAACUCUAGCAAUUCUGGCGCAACACCCACUGCUAUCGAUACUCCUCCUGAAAGCCCACGACCGGCCCCUCCUCAUCCUCGGCGCGAUUCGAGUUUCCGAAGAACCUAUGAUGAGACUGUGACAAAGAAGCAAGGCCCUUGCGAUAACUGCGCAAUGACCUUGCCGCGACAACAAGCGGGAUCAAAUAGUCUUCAUUUCGCAAACAAUACUCGUGGACCAACAUUGCGCACCCGUGCGCCAGCAGAACGGGUUUUCGGCGCAGGAGGUCAGGCAUCGCCUCCCAACUCCCAGACCUCGAGUGAUACCGAUGGAGAGCGGGACGAGGACCCUCGGGCUCGGCAAAGAAUUACACCCUCGGUCAGCUCGCGCAAUACCUCGCGAUCAAGCAAGAGUGGUGGUACAGGCAAUUCGACCGCAGCAGAACGGACACCCUUCCAUGUUCACUACGUCGACUAUACAUCUACACACGAUCCGGUCCUACCCGACUCUUUCUCUCUUAUUCGAGCGUCUUGCUUGCGCACUCUAUCCUUCGAGACGUUACCCCGGGCUCCAUCUACGGCAAACCCCACUUCACCCGUUGCGACCUCUUCUCCGGCCUUUGUUACUACGCAAAGCGCCGGCUCGGCCGUCACAGGCGGCCCCAUUUUUUUCGGCGACGCCCUCGCCGGUUACACAACGGCUUAUAUCUUCCGUAUUCCUGAUGUACACGCAAGGGGUCAUAAGCGAGUGUAUGCCUUCUUGGCGCUUAGUACUCACCGAGAGCGACUGGCCAUGAAGACGUUUGCCGUGGUCUCGACCGCUUUUCGCGAGCUCGCUACAUGGAUCCAGCAACUGGCUGAAGCCGAGGCCGAGCGAGCGGCCGAGAACUCUCCUAUUGGUAGCAGCAUCUACGGGGGUGGCUAUGCACCACCACCACCAACCGUCGAAUCCUCUGGAGGCCCUGAUCGCAAUGGAAGUAGCUUUCUCACGGGCGGUAGCGGGUUCACCCGACGGAUGGGUGGUGGCCCUGGUGCCUCAGCCCCAAAAGCCCGUGGUCUAGCGGAGAUUGUUGGACAGCCUGAUAUCUUUAUCGAGCUGCACCGGCGUUUCGUUCACCUUCUCUUUGAAGUUGGUGUCACCUUGAGCUCGUAA